AUGGCCCAGGGGUCCCGGGGUGAGGAAAUCGAUCAUGCGAAAGAGAAAAUCGCAGCCAUUGAAAGAUCUUUGGAGCAGGUUCCACUGGAAGCCAUUGCAGGCGACUUUGGUUUUGGCGGUUUAGCUAAAUUAUUUGACGGUGAACCAACAGAGGCCAACACCCAAGAGCGCCAAAAGGCCGAGGCAGAGCUCGAGAAGAUCUGGAAUGCCGUGGACCAGUCUCUGAAGAAGACUGACAUUUUGACUUCGCUGCGGGAAAUUCUUGAUCGAGAAAAAGACAGGACACCCAAUUGGCCAACUCUAUCUCCACGCACAUCGCCAACAGCAGGUCCAUCGUCUCAGAUAGCACCAACUGGAACAGGGAAAUCACGACCAGGCAAGCGUCCUUCUGAUGAAGCUCAUCUAGAUGAUGUCUCAGAUGAUGAAUUGGAACCCCCUGGGAAAGGUAAAGGGAAAGAGAAAGAAAAAGAAAGACGCAAGGGCAAGGCAACAGACGAGCCCAGAAAGAAGGUUAAAACGCGACCGGAACAUCCACCAAAGGCGUAUCAGGCACCACAGAAGCCGGAGGAACCAGAAGAAAAACCAACUCGACAAUUCUCAAUGCCUAAAAGGGAUAUAAGCACGUUGAAAUACUUGUUUUUCGAACGUGGUGUACGGGUCGCUCGUGGUGGAGUGGAUUGGACUGAUUUUAAGCAUGCGAUGGGUAGUCUCGGCUUCAGACUCACGUCUUUGACUGGGUCAGCGCAUGCCUUAAAGCCACCAAAGGAGUGGAGGAUGAAGACUAUAAUUGUCCACUCUCCCCACCCAAGUACCAGUCUCAGUUUCAGAGAGGCUCGUGACGUUGGCAAGCGUUUAACCAAUAAUUAUGGGUUAACGGCAAAAAGCUUCAUCGCAAGGGGCUUAUAA
Messenger RNA from Penicillium cosmopolitanum, 906 nucleotides. RefSeq lists its product as uncharacterized. The coding region runs from base 1 to 906 and encodes 301 amino acids. The record is from RefSeq and is a predicted model, not a curated record. The transcript has a single exon. NCBI's taxonomy places the organism in Eukaryota, Fungi, Ascomycota, Eurotiomycetes, Eurotiales, Aspergillaceae.